Xenopus laevis (African clawed frog) is the source of this 1854-nucleotide messenger RNA. It is a transcript of the gene srsf5a.L, whose product is annotated as serine/arginine-rich splicing factor 5 alpha L homeolog. Gene Ontology annotation, molecular function: nucleic acid binding; mRNA binding; RNA binding. NCBI's taxonomy places the organism in Eukaryota, Metazoa, Chordata, Amphibia, Anura, Pipidae. Gene Ontology annotation, cellular component: nucleus; cytoplasm. The record is from RefSeq and is a predicted model, not a curated record. Bases 186 to 968 code for a protein of 260 amino acids. The transcript has 8 exons.
UGACGCCACUCUCUCGCGAGAUGAGACUUGUGACGUCUGAUUAGGUUUCCGGUAGGAGUCAAAUCGCUAGAGUUAGACGGUAACGGUGCUGCGGGACAAUAAAACAGCGAUUAGGACUUGCGGGACCGUUUUAAGAAAAUCGCCAUUGUUGGACGGGAGACAACUGUAUUUAAAGACUAGACAAGAUGAGUGGCUGCCGCGUGUUUAUUGGAAGACUGAGCCCUCAUGCCAGAGAGAGAGAUGUGGAAAAAUUCUUUAAAGGAUAUGGACGCAUCAGGGAAAUAAAUCUGAAGAAUGGAUUUGGAUUUGUGGAGUUUGAUGAUCAUAGAGAUGCUGACGAUGCUGUAUAUGAACUGAAUGGCAAAGUACUGUGCAGUGAGAGGGUGACAAUUGAGCAUGCAAGGAACCACAGAGGAAGAGGUGGAAUGAUGGGAGGUGGAGGAGGAGGGAGGUAUCCAAAUCGCUUUGCCUAUCGUCAGUCCAAUAGUGGUGGGAACAGAUAUGGCCCACCUGUUCGUACCGAGCACAGAAUUAUAGUAGAAAACCUCUCCUCCCGUGUCAGUUGGCAGGAUCUCAAGGAUUUCAUGAGGAAGGCUGGAGAGGUGACCUAUGUGGAUGCCCACAGAAGUAACAGGAAUGAAGGCGUUGUGGAAUUUGCAUCUUAUACUGAUAUGAAGAGUGCUUUAGAUAAACUGGAUGGGGUCGAACUGAGUGGUCGCAAAAUUAAACUAGUUGAAGAUAGUAAGAAACACAGAAGUAGAUCUAGAUCAAGAUCGAGAAGUCACUCAAGGUCUCGCAGCAAGUCGAAAUCUCGCGGCUCCUCCAAAUCUGUGAGUCGAUCCCGAUCCAAAAGCCGUACCCCUGAGAGAAAGUACUCGCAGAAAAACAGCCCUGCGGAGCCAGCACAGGGCUCAUCCCCACGCACCAAGCGCCAGUCCAGAUCAAGUUCAGCCGAUAGCCGCAAUUAAUGGCAGAUUAAAAAGAGAAACGUGAGCGAUCUGGAGGUGGAUUUCCACUGUAAAAUGUAACCAAAGUGCUUGCAUAAUGAUAAUGUAGUCUUGAUCCAGGAAACCAUUGGCUCCACCAUGCUGCUACAGCUGGAGUUCCAACGUUUGCCUGUGCUGUUUAUAACCCUGCCUGUCACCUAAACAUGAACAACACGAUAAUAACAGGUGAAAGAACCCAGUUUUGUUUUUUUGCUUUGCAAUCAAUGUAUUAGGUUUCCCAGUGAAAGUUUCUGUAUUACUGUAAAGUUUUAUUUAUUCCCUAACAUUAGAUUUUUCAGUGUGAAGCGAAACUGCAUAUUUAGUGUUGGGUUUCUCAUAUUUACGUUUCAGACGUCCCACCAUUUAGUAAGAAGUCACUCAUUUGACUAUUGACAAUAAUGUGACAUUAGCAGUACUAUAAUAAAUUUCUGACCCUGUUUAUUGAUCCAUCCAAGAUCCUUGUGUAUCUGUUGGCUUGAAUGUUCAUAAAAUGAGACGCAAGUCACCGCAUACAAGUUUGGCUCUAUAACUUUACUACGAGUGCUAGUGAUUGGCUGAUGCAAUACAUUGGUUGGAUGUUUCAUUAAUUCAAUUGAACUUUGUUUUUUUUUAAGUAGAUUAGCUACAAAUACAUUAAAAGUUUAUUAAAAUGUUGUUUUUUUUUUUUUGUUAUUCUUUAUCAAUGCUUUCUGCGAUCCACAUUUAAAGUUAAAUUUUACAGUCCCUACAUUUUCCCAUUGUGUGUAACCUUUAUCUAUGGGGAGCUCCCCCCUCCCCUGGUAAGUUUCAUUUGUUUUCUUUCAGUCUUUUAAGAUCGUUUAGGCCACAGAAAUUGGAUUUUAAUAAACACAACGUAUGUACAAAAGUA